AUGACUGCUCGGUUUGUUAUUAAUGUUAUUAGGCGAGUGCGAGGCAGGAUCGCAGCCGAGUGGAGGGCUGGAGCCUGUGGCACGUUGUAUAUUAUUCCUGACACGGGUUUUAGCGAACCUGCCUUCGGGGAAGUGAACCAGCUCGGGGGGGUGUUUGUCAACGGGAGACCCCUGCCCAAUGCCAUCAGGCUGCGGAUUGUGGAACUGGCACAACUUGGGAUCAGGCCGUGUGAUAUCAGCCGUCAGCUCCGCGUUUCCCACGGCUGUGUCAGCAAGAUCCUGGCUCGCUACAACGAGACUGGCUCCAUCCUACCGGGGGCUAUCGGAGGCAGCAAGCCUCGGGUCACCACCCCCACGGUGGUAAAACAUAUCCGGACCUACAAACAAAGGGAUCCGGGCAUCUUCGCCUGGGAGAUCCGGGAUCGCCUGUUGGCCGAUGGCGUGUGUGACAAGUACAACGUGCCGUCGGUCAGCUCCAUCAGCCGCAUCCUUCGCAACAAAAUCGGAAACCUGUCUCAGCAGGGUCACUACGAGUCCUACAAGCAGCACCAGCCGCCCCCACAGCCCGCUCUGCCUUACAACCACAUCUACUCCUACCCCAGCCCCAUCGCUGCCGCGGGGGCCAAGGUGCCCACCCCUCCCGGGGUCCCCGCCAUCCCCAGCACCAUGGCCAUGCCCAGGACGUGGCCGUCCUCCCACUCCGUGACGGACAUCCUGGGGAUCCGCUCCAUCACAGACCAAGCAGUGAGCGACACCUCGCCUUACCCCAGCCCCAAAGUGGAGGAAUGGAGCACUCUUGGCCGAAACAGCUUCCCCCCUCCGGCCCAGCACGCCGUGAACGGGCUGGAGAAGAGCUCCCUGGAGCAGGAGGCCAAGUACAGCCAGGUGAUCUGGAUGGCACCCCAUUCGAACCCCAUUUGUGAGACCUGCCUCUUACUGGCCACCUGCUUCCACAGCCAAAACACAGUCCCCUGCCCACCAACCCACACGGCUUCAGGGCACUCCACCUGGACGAAACUAAUAAAGAAAGUCAGAGAGGGACCCAACGGCCUUCCAGCUGUCAGCAGUUUCGUUUCAGCGCCAGCCAUGCCACCCUACGCCACGCCAGCCCAAGUGUCACCUUACAUGACGUACAGCGCUGCCCCACCCAGCUACAUGGCCAGCCACGGCUGGCAGCACACGGGGGGCACCCCACUGUCCCCUCACGGCUGCGACAUCCCUGCCUCGCUGGCAUUCAAGGGCAUGCAGACGGCCAGGGAGGGCAGCCACUCAGUCACAGCCUCCGCUCUCUGAUGCAGGAGAUUGUCCAGGACCACCACGAGCCCGCUGACUGGCCGCUCCCCGAGCCUGGCUGACGGACUGUUCUCUUUGUGCCAGCCCUACCUGGCAUUCUUCCUCACGACUUAUCUCCUGUAAAGGCUUUUUGGAUUCAAAGAGCUGAAGGCAACAUCGGAAACUAAGAGAAGUACGGUGUUGUGCUCUUUAAGUAAAGACCUUGCACCCUUCCAAGGGCUCUUGGAGCCUUGACCCAUUCUCUCCUGGUCAAACCACAUGUAUUUAUUCUUAAUCAUCACAGACUUUCUAAAUGUGCAAUUGUUAUUAAGAUUUGUGUAAAAAGUCAAUAAAGAAAACUCACCACAGAAAAUUCUGCUAUGCCUUGAAUCAGCAAAGGCGGCUAAACGGAGGCAUUUGCCUACUGCCUAGAGAACAACCCUUUCAUCGGUGAGGUCGUACAGUCCACUGCAACUUAGAGAUCACUUUUUGGUUGUUUUUUGGGGGUUUGAUAUUCAAAUAUAGAACCAAGACAAUAUGCAGCUCUCAAAUUCUUCUGGCAUGUUGACAUCGUUAGGCAGUAGUGUUUUUAUCCAUUUGUAAAUAUAGGCUUUUGAUUGACAGCAUUUGUUUUCGCCUUCCACUACAUUAACUUCUACUUUUUUUUUUUUUAAGGUAAAAAGGUGACUUUCUAGCUCUUUUCUGUGUCUCUGCGUGGUGGAGUGAUAGCCUCAGGUGAUGACGUUUACGUAUAGUUUUUUCAUAUUUUUUUGGUGCCUACAGCGGCGGCUUCAACAUCUCAUGAUACAAUUAUUUCUUUAGCAGAAGAUUCAAAGGCAGAAAUCUAGCCAAGCAACCCUCCCCAGCUAUAGCCAACCUCUUAGAUUCAUGGAACACCACGUCUGUGUUCAGAGUGUAAACCGACAUGGGCAGAAAAUACCUGAACAAAACUGAAAACUGUUGAGAAAAAUGCUGUGAAACCUGAGUAGAGACGUUUAUAAAGCCAUGUUAGUCACCAAAGUCACCGAGAAAUAGAAUUGUACAAUCAUUGUCAGCUCACGUGUGUCAGUUUUUAGCCCCAAGAAUAUGUUGUAAUUUUUCUAAGAGAAGUUGUCUUUAAUUUCUGCUUUAAUGAAUGUAAAAUAUGGCUCUUGGUAAAGUUUACAUUGUUGUUCUCAAGCAUUUUUUUCCCUUUUAGGUAUACUGGUGGUGGUGCUACAAACACAGAUAUUAUUUAAUAAUAACAAAUUCCCUUUCUACAUUUCUGUAUCCAGUGGCAAAUACUUUGCGCCAGUUAACUUGCUUUAAACUUUAAUUCUGAGAGAGCUAACGUUCUGAUCUUUGAAAAUUUACCUAUUUAGCUUGGGCAAUAAUAAAGUUAUGACUAUUAUUCCAGAAUGCUUUCCACAUGCUAUAGGUAUGUUCACAAUACGAAUGUGGGGAAAAAAAAAAAAAUUAAUCCUGGUGUGAUGUCAUAUCCUUCAUAGAAUAUUAAUAUAUUGUGAAUUUUUGUGAAUGUUGUGCAAUAACCUAAAUUACAGUAGAGGUAGUUAAGCCAGAGGAGAAAACUUCAUUCUUCAAAUAUUGCUCUAUCUACAUACCAUAUUAAACAUUCACUCAGUGAGAAAGUAAAAUAUGGUCCCUCUUGAAAUACAGUCCUCUGUGGAUUUCCAGUUUUAGUCACUGUGUAAUAAUCUA
Cuculus canorus (common cuckoo) is the source of this 2970-nucleotide messenger RNA. RefSeq names its product paired box 9 (gene PAX9). The coding region runs from base 1 to 1293 and encodes 430 amino acids. Lineage: Eukaryota; Metazoa; Chordata; Aves; Cuculiformes; Cuculidae. The transcript has 5 exons. Gene Ontology annotation, biological process: regulation of transcription by RNA polymerase II; anatomical structure development. The record is from RefSeq and is a predicted model, not a curated record. Gene Ontology annotation, molecular function: RNA polymerase II cis-regulatory region sequence-specific DNA binding; DNA-binding transcription factor activity, RNA polymerase II-specific.